AUGCCGAUCAAGUCAUUAGAAUCCUACCUCUUCGAACGGUCACUUGUUGGCUCCGCUCCAAUUGAAUCCUUGAAUGCUAUUACGCUGGGUAUUGAUGUGGACCAUUAUGUUUCAAGGUUGUUAACCAACAAGCGCGAACAGUACUUGGAUGCUAUCGGAGGUAUUCCAAGUAGUUUAAAGAUGUAUAUCGAAUCUGACUUGCAAAUUUUCCAGGAAAACAACGUUGUACCGGUCUUCAUUUUCUCAGGAUCUCCAGUUUCAAAUCAGUUACAGUAUCAAUCUUACAAGACUUCUGGUGACGGCGCAUCAGGGAUGAAUCAGACUCCAUCGGGACAGAAAAAUGCUUAUGAAAUUGUAGUUGCACAAAGAAAUAAAGCGUGGGCCCACUGGAUUAAUUUAAUGAAUAACAAUAAGUCGACUUAUAUCGAUCAGCCUUUAUCCCCUGGUGAAUCUUUCAGGCAUAACUUUGCAUUAAAUUCCAAGAGGUUCCAGGCCGAUCUAAUUAAAUAUUUUAUCUCAAAAGACAUUGAUUUUAUGGUGGCGCCAUAUUGUUCCUGGAUUCAACUAUCAUACCUGUUAGCUGAGAGCUGUGUUGAUGCCAUAUAUGGGCCUACUGAUUUGCUAAUGGUUGAGGCUGUUCCCAAGUUUAUCCUAGGUAUGGAAUUUCCUAACAAAGAAUUUAGGUUUAUUGACCGGAGCCGGAUCUUGAAUGAGUUUAAGUUGAACUUUGAGGAUUUCCUUGACAUCUGCAUGGCCGUAGGCAAUGAACUACAGCCUUACACUUUACCUCCUUUACAGGUUUAUCCUCAGCAGCAAGCAUUCGAAAUAGCACAAGAUAUGAGCGUGAACGGUGGAACCAAUUUUCACACUUACUUGCUUACAAACCCAGUACAAGUUGAUGCUGCGAAGUGGUUAACUCUGUAUCAAAAGGGUGUAGCUGCUUUGAAAUAUAUGCCAGUGUUGAAAACAAACGGUAGGGUAGAAAUAUUUGGUUACGAUGAAAUAGCGUUGAACAAUAAAGACAAUCAAGAAAAGGCUGAGAUCCCGAAUGAUAUUCAUGAUUUCAUUCAGCAGCGCCUACCACAUGAGUAUAACUUCUACAGGUCAAUUGGCUUGGUUAGCAGCAAGUUGCUAGAUCUCAUAUCCACAGGUAUAUAUGCCGAGUAUCCUCCGCUGGAUGGGGGGUCUUCAGAUUCAUACAGAAAUUUGGUUAAAAAAUCCGUUGACGAAUUUAAAAAUAAAGAAAUAAACUUAUUGACACAACCAAUCAAUAGAUAUUAUCAGAUAAAGCCAAUUAAGCAUGUUAAGUGGUUUAGUUCUGGUGAUGAUGUCACCUUAUUAAAUCGAGUAACACCAUCGAUAUAUGAUAGAAUCAAGUCUAUCUACGUCCGAACCAAUGAUAAAGCAAAACCUUUUUCUAUUCCCGAAUUUGUUCGGGUGCUUUCUAAAUCGAAAGACUUAACUCAAGAUUUUACGGUAGAAUCAAAGAAACCAGUUCAGGUUAUCGGUAAAUUAACAGUUCCUUUUGAUUUGUUGGCUACAAAUUUCCUACGAUUUCUUUAUCUAUUGGGCUUUUUUGAGCAUGAUAAUGGUCUCCAACCAACCCCUUACGGCAAAGUUUUAUUAAAGUUUGGUGAGCUUGGUAUCAACGAAAGUUUUUAUGAAAUGUAUUUAGUGCUGUUGAUGUUCUUCAAAAUUGAUGUAUUGAAAUUGAGCGAAGAAACACGUCCACCAACACAGUCUGCCCUCUCUCAAGCCACUCUACGCUCAUAUCCAAAAGAAUCUCUAUGCAUUCUUGCAUUAACGCGUGUGUUAACCCUAUUUCAGCUGAAUCAGAAGCCUUCUAAAUACUAUGGUCCAAUAGAUAAAAAGACUCUAAUCUUUAGAGAGUAUCUGGAUUAUAUCAAGCAAAACAUGUCCGAAUUAUUUGAAGCUGUUCUAGUUAGCUCUUUAGCCACUUCGGAAUUCGACAGAUUAUCUCUGGAUAACUCGGGAUGGCAGCAUAAAAUCGUCAAUCACAUCCCAUUCAAACUGUCCACACCUAAUACCGUAAUGGCUAUGAUCUGGGAGUUUUAUUUACAGAAAUGGCUUCAUAAUGGUCAGGAUAAACAAGAUGCCCUGGCAUUAGUUGCCAAUGCCUUCUCCACUCACAAGUAUGUUACAAACUUGGCAGAAGAGCUUGAAAGAGCUUCAAACUAUUUAAAAGAUGUUGGUGUAAUUUUCGGAAGUAUGAAGGACUUGAAAUUAAUUAAUGAUGCUGAUUUUGAGCUCUUCAACGACGCACUUAAGUUUUCAAAUAAAGCAAUGAAAUGA
Molecule: messenger RNA, 2313 nt
Organism: Eremothecium cymbalariae DBVPG#7215
Lineage: Eukaryota; Fungi; Ascomycota; Saccharomycetes; Saccharomycetales; Saccharomycetaceae
Gene: MKT1
Product: Mkt1p
Exons: 1
Coding region: 1-2313 (770 amino acids)
Biological process (GO): mismatch repair; DNA recombination; DNA double-strand break processing
Cellular component (GO): nucleus
Molecular function (GO): 5'-3' DNA exonuclease activity; 5'-flap endonuclease activity
Source: RefSeq, a predicted model, not a curated record